Molecule: messenger RNA, 2192 nt
Organism: Austrofundulus limnaeus
Lineage: Eukaryota; Metazoa; Chordata; Actinopteri; Cyprinodontiformes; Rivulidae
Product: protein regulator of cytokinesis 1
Exons: 14
Coding region: 101-1897 (598 amino acids)
Biological process (GO): mitotic spindle midzone assembly; microtubule cytoskeleton organization
Cellular component (GO): mitotic spindle midzone; cytoplasm; spindle
Molecular function (GO): microtubule binding
Source: RefSeq, a predicted model, not a curated record
CAACAAACGGUUAUUCAAACUACUGCAGUCGCUCGGGGUUCACCCUACUGACUUUCUAAGGGAUUGUUGAUUAAUAUUUGUAGAUAUCUACAGUGGCGACAUGAGACUGAGUGAAGUCCACGCAGCAGAGUCUGUUGCCUAUCUAAACAAGGCCCUGGUCAAGCUGCAGGAUAUCUGGGAUGAAAUCGGGAUCCCAGAAGAGCAGCGUGUUAAGAGAACCGGUGAAGUUCAUAAACAUGUUAAAAGUUUGCUGGACUUGAUGAUUGAAGAAGAGAAGGCGCUCAAGAGGCAGCUGCUUAACAACAUAGAGAAAUGCCGCAAAGAACUUGCUAUUUUGUGCAAAGAACUGCAUCGGCCUCCCUUCAAGGAGGAAGAAGGCAUCUCUAUUCUGCAGCUGGAGAAGGACAGCCGGAUCUGCCUGGAGACGUUGGAAAAACAAAAGCAACAAAGGCUGGAGGCACUGAAAGACCUUAUUGACAAAGACCACGAUCUGUGUGACAUUAUGUGCACCACUCCCUUUAGCAUUGACAAGAGUGUGGUCCCAUCAGCAGAGCAGCUCGAGAGCUUUCACUCCUACAUCAACAAUCUCACCAAAGAGAAGGAGCGUCGUCACGGUGAAUUUAUGAGCAUCAGAAAGGAGAUCCUCGCUUGCAUGAGUGACCUGGAGCAGCAGCCAGAAACCAGUUUUGAAAUGGACGUGGCCUGCGAGGACGACGAGGAUUUUUGCCUGUCAGAUGACAACAUUUCGAAUCUUAAACUUCUCCUCAGCCGGUUGCAAGAGCGCAAGGCUGAGAACGAGCAGCUUUGUUCAGGUUUCCGCACCAAGAUCCAGGAGCUGUGGGAGAGACUUCAGAUUCCUCAGGAGGAGCAGGCAGCCUUCUCUGAGCACAUGGUCAACUCAAAAAAGAAAAACCUUGAAGCACUGCAGACAGAGCUCCAGCGUCUAGAGGUGCUGAAAAGGCAGAGCAUGAGAACCUUCACCGAGGCCAUCAGAGCAGAAAUCACUCUGUUGUGGAACAAAUGUUUCUACAGCAGUGAGCAGCGGGAAGCUUUUGUAUCAUUUCAUGAUGAUGAUUUCACUGAGGAGCUCCUCAAUCUGCAUGAGAGUGAGGCCAAGAGCCUGAAGAAAUAUUACGAGGACCACAAGGAACUCUUUGAGGGAGUCACAAAAUGGCAGGAGACUUGGAGCUUGUAUUUGGAGCUUGAGAAAAAGGCUAAUGAUCCUUCAAGGUUCAACAACAGAGGAGGGAACCUUCUGAAAGAGGAGAAGCAAAGAGCUGAUCUGCAUAAAAGUUUGCCCAAGUUGGAGAAGAGUCUGAAGUCCCAGGUCGAAGCUUGGGAGCAGGAGCACAACAGAGAGUUCCUGGUGAACGGACAGAAGUUUCUUGAAUACGUGAAGCAGCAGUGGGAGACGCACCACGAGGAAAAGGAGCGGGAAAAACUUGAACGACAACUAAAGAAAACUAGACAAACACAGGAAGAAAUGUUUUACGGAACAACAAAAACGCCAUCGAAAAGACGAAUGCCAGGAACUCCAUCAAGCUCCAAACUAAGAAAGUUAAAUGGCACCUCGACUGUCACCACACCAAACAGCUUCCUCGGUUCAGGCCUCGGUGGAACCAUGUGUCAUUCCUAUCUGCAGAAACCCCCCCUGUCUGCCAACAAGGGUGUUGGUCUGCGGACUCCAGGAUGUGGAAAGAUGCCCCGAGCAUUAGAGCGGAACAAGGAGAACAUCUCUCACAUUAACAGAAACACUCCCUGUGGAACACCAAAAUCUCAGGAUCUCACCUUUAACUCUGUUGCUGGCUCCUAUACAGAUUUUGCGAAAGAGCUUACAAAAGCCUCCAAAUCAAAUGCGACACCUGGACUGCUGAACUCCACCGUCAGUCAUCACUGACGACGCUUCUGGUGAAAAUGUCUUUAUUUCUGAUUUUACUCCUGUUGUUUAAGACUAUUCCUGCCUUACUUCUGUAACUAUUUUUCAUCUAUGCUGUAAAUAUUUGAUUCUUGGGCUGUUGCAUUUUUAUUACAACCUUUUUUUCCCCAUGUGGGUUCAUUUUUUAAACAAGUGUUUUAAAGAACUUAAGUACAUUACGUACUGUGCUUUUCUUUCUCAAGCUGGAGUAAAAGUAAAAUUAAAUUGUUUUAUGCUUUUAAAUCAGUCUGUUAAUAAACAUUUAAGCAAACAUUGA